AAAAAGAUUUGCAGGAAAAAGAAAAUAGCAAAAAGAAAAUGAGAGAAAGAGAAAGAAAGGGGUUAAAAGGAAAAAUCUGUGUUUCUGAGUAGGUGCCAAUGUCCUAUUAUCCAGAAUAAUUCAUAGGACGGCCCUGUGCGUGAAAGGGUUCUCGCGCCAAACAACAAUUUUCCCAUCAUCAUCAUCGUCAUCACAAUUCAUCAACUUCAUCAUCACUAUAAUAUAUAUGAAACUUGUUGUUACAUUACAACCUUAAAUAAAGAAAAACAACAACAUCAUUGCUACAUUUUCCAACAUUAUCUCAUAAUCAACAACAUUGUCAUACAUUUUUGUCAAAAAAAACAUUGUCACACGUUGUCUUUCUUUCAUUGAUCUAACAUCACGUGUGUUUUAUGUUCCUUUCCUUGGAUUGGUGGAUCCUUGUAACGUACCAAAAAUUAUACACAACAAAAUACCACUUUUGUGAAUCUUUGCAUUCACAUUUGGAAUUUCAGAAUUUUGAUUCUUCUUCCUACCUCCUUGGUGGGAAUUGAUGAAUUUGUGCAUGCCUUCAUGAAAGUGAUACAUAUAGCUGUAAUGAAAAAUGAUAGAUUUUUGGAUGAUGAAGGCAAUUUAGACAUUUUAUGGGCCUCGAUGUUACAAGAAGCAUAUGAAGCACGAUGGUAAUAAUUCAACAGUAUAUGGGUGUCAUAAAGUGUACUUUUUGCAUUGUUCUGGUUCUCAAUAUUGUAGCAGCUAUAAGCAUUGAAGAACACAAGGAAACAGAUGAAGAAUUCAUUAGCCAACUAUUUGAUCCUGCAUCUGGACUAUUGGAUGAGGAUACGGCAGAGAUGCUAUGGAUUACUUGCAAGGAAGAUUUGAUUCAUUUAAGGAAAGAUAUUGGAGAUCUUGGCUUAUGCAUACCAAAGGAAUCACCAAGUAGUACCAAUGAAAUCAGAUCAAUACCAAAAGAAGACAUACAAAAAUUGAUUAGUACUUGCAAUCCACAUUUGAAACAAAAUUUUCUUAACUGUUUGAGAAAAAACGAUGCUUAUGUGGGAUCGGUUUCAUCCAGAAGAUAUCUACGUCAUGUUUCGCCUCGACACUUAGGAGAAAAAAAAGACAAGAAAAAGAAGUCGAAAAAAGACAAGAGUAGUGAUCACAAGAAAACUGUUAUGCAUGCCAUAGCUAUAACUGCAUUGGUGACAUUUAUAUUUGCAGCAUUUCUCUUUUUAUGUUGUUGUGGAAGUGGUAGAGUUAGACAAACUGAUGAAAGGCCACUUCUCAGCAUGAGCAAGAGUGAUUACUCUGUUGGUUCUUCUUCAAAUAAUAACCCUUCAAAAAAUUCACUAAAUGAGGAGAAACAUGGUGUUCAAUCAAUAAGUAAUGCUUUUGUUGAUGAAAAAAAGAAUGCAAUGCAAGAAGAUGCUCCAAGACCAUCAUUUGACCUGAAACCUCCACCUGGUAGGGCAGGAAAUGGUAUUCCACCUUUGAAACCUCCUCCUGGAAGAUCUGAUCCUCUUUCAACUGAACCACAGUCAGAUAAGACUUCUGAUUUUGCCGUUAAAACUCCUCCGCCCCCUCCACCUCCUAGCAGUGGUGCCAUUCCUCCCACACCACCGAAGCCUAGUGGUGGCGGUCCUCCUCCACCUCCACCACCGAAACCUGGAAAUGGUGGUCCUAAGCCUCCUCCACCACCACCACCUGGUGCGAAACCAGGUGGUCCUCGUCCACCACCGCCUCCUAAGAGUGGUGUAAGAGCUCCUCCGCCAUUUGGCCAAAAGGGUCCUAGACCUUUAGGAUCAAAAGUUCAAGAAAAGGCUGUUGUUGGUUCAGAAGGUGAAGGUGAUAGUCAUAAAACUAAGUUAAAGCCUUUUUUUUGGGACAAGGUUCAAGCAAACUCAGAUCAAACUAUGGUUUGGAAUCAACUCAAAGCAGGAUCAUUCCAGUUUAAUGAAGAAAUGAUGGAAUCUCUUUUUGGAUAUACUCAACAGAAUGAUAAACUCAAAGGUGGACAUAGGAAAGAGUCUUCCUUACGUGAUACACCUCAGUAUAUCCAAAUCAUUGACUCAAAGAAAGCACAAAAUUUAUCAAUUCUCUUGCGAGCAUUAAAUGUGACACUAGAAGAAGUUCGUGAUGCACUACUUGAAGGAAAUGAGCUCCCACCAGAAUUCCUUCAAACCCUGAUGAAGAUGGCACCAACUUCAGAGGAAGAACUAAAACUUAGACUUUUCAGUGGUGGUCUUGCUCAACUGGGUCCGGCUGAUCGGUUCCUGAAAUCUCUGGUUGAGAUUCCAUUUGCUUUUAAACGAAUGGAUGCAUUGCUUUACAUGAGUACUCUUCAAGAAGAACUCGCCACUACCCGAGAGUCUUUCUCAACUUUAGAGGUUGCUAGUAAGGAACUAAGAAACAGUAGACUAUUCCUCAAGCUUCUUGAAGCUGUUCUUAAAACAGGAAACCGAAUGAACGAUGGAACAUUUCGAGGAGGUGCACUUGCAUUCAAACUUGAUACACUAUUAAAACUAUCUGAUGUAAAAGGAGUAGAUGGAAAAAUCACACUCUUACACUUUGUUGUUCAAGAGAUAAUCCGAACCGAAGGAUUAAGAUCAGCCCGAGUGAUAAAAGAGAGCAGUAGUUUCUCUAGUAUAAAAACCGAGGACCUUCUUGAAGACUUUAAUCAUGAAUCGGAAGACCAUUACCGCGAACUUGGUCUUCAAGUUGUUUCGCGUUUGAGCAGUGAGCUUGAGAAUGUGAAGAAAGCAGCAGCAUUAGAUGCUGAUGGUUUAACAGGAACAACAGCUAGAUUAGGCCAUGGUCUUAUAAAAACAAGAGAUUUCAUAAAAAAAGAGAUGGUGGACAAUUUAGACGGUGAUAAGGGGUUUUACGAGACUGUUAAGGGUUUUGUCGAGCAUGCUGAGGCUGAUGUCACAAAUUUGUUAGAAGAAGAGAAGAAAAUCAUGGCUCUUGUGAAGAGUACUGGUGAUUAUUUUCAUGGGAGUGCAGGAAGAGAUGAAGGGUUAAGAUUGUUUGUAAUAGUACGUGAUUUCUUAAUAAUGUUGGAUAAGGUGUGCAAAGAGAUUCAAAAAGCACCAAAGAAACCAAUAACAAAGAAUGUGAAACAAGAUAAAGAUACUGCUAGUUCUAGAGGUUCAUCAAAGCCAGAAACUCGUCGUCCACCGCCGUCAGAUUUUCGCGAGCGAAUGUUUCCAGCAGUGGUAGAUAGGAGAGUGGAUGAUUUUAGUUCAGAUGAUGACAGUCCAUAGGUUCAAUUCAAGUUGGAAGUUGUACUGUAAUUUUUUUUUUUUCAUCAAAUAGUCAUGUCAUUAAUUACUAUAGCAUUGUUACAUAGACAUGACUAUUUGAUUGCUUACUUGUCUAAUCUUUGAAAAGGGUGAUUGUGUUGUUGAUCAUUGAUAAUUUGAAUGUAUGUAGUAGAGUCAUUGUUGGCUUUCCUUUUGUAGAAAGAUGGUUAAAUUGUGUAUCUUCUUUAAUG
Messenger RNA from Medicago truncatula (barrel medic), 3472 nucleotides. RefSeq names its product formin-like protein 5. Bases 660 to 3242 code for a protein of 860 amino acids. The record is from RefSeq and is a predicted model, not a curated record. Gene Ontology annotation, molecular function: actin filament binding. Gene Ontology annotation, biological process: actin nucleation; actin cytoskeleton organization. NCBI's taxonomy places the organism in Eukaryota, Viridiplantae, Streptophyta, Magnoliopsida, Fabales, Fabaceae. The transcript is spliced from 7 exons.